Hyalella azteca is the source of this 2208-nucleotide messenger RNA. Its product is annotated as heparan-alpha-glucosaminide N-acetyltransferase. NCBI's taxonomy places the organism in Eukaryota, Metazoa, Arthropoda, Malacostraca, Amphipoda, Hyalellidae. The transcript is spliced from 6 exons. The record is from RefSeq and is a predicted model, not a curated record. The coding region runs from base 132 to 1952 and encodes 606 amino acids.
AUGACAGAUAUUGCCUUCACUUACCUACUGAUUCUCCUUUCCCCAUGAAUUGAGAAAGUAUUUUUGGUAACUGAAUACAGGUAUACUACAAAUCAAAUGGUAUUUCUAAAAUCACUGGAGAAAUUCUAGCAAUGAGUUCCUCAGCAUUAGAAACUGGUGUGGAAUGCUAUGUUAGUGACAAUGGGGAGCAGCCACUCUACUCCAAAAUGGAUGAAGCUUGCUUGGUUGUCCACAAUUCUGAUGCCCUGAAUAGCAUCGAACUUUAUGGCCAGAGCAAAGAAUGCUACAAGUGCACAUUUUGGCACUACGCAACAUUGCCUCCCAAUGGCAGCGCUUCCCUCAUAGUCAACACCACAUACCCCACCUUACUGAGCACCAAACAUCUGCAUACUCGACUCUAUGGAUUUGAGGCUCACUUCAAAGAGUCAGCUUCAUACCUGCUGACUCUGAACAGCAGUGGCUACUCUAUUUCACUCACACACAACAGCGAUGGACCUUACCACCCUCUGCUGUAUGCGUUGCUGUUCUACUUCAUGCUGCUCAUGGUGUAUCUGUUGGCCUCACUCCUUCAGUCCCGUAUGGAUAGCAGCUCAGAUGAUACGGAGACGGCCCCAAUCUUGCGAGCGUCACGGACGAGCGUAAAUGACAUAUCAGAGCCUGGCCCAGGCAAUGACCAAAGUAGCAGUAGCUUUAAUCCAGCAACUUUUGCUCCUGCUACUUCAACAGAAGCAGAAAAUGCACUGGCUGAUACAAGCGUGAAGCAAAGAUCGGGAAAACUGCUUUCUCUGGAUGUCUUCAGAGGGUUCACCAUUGCUCUCAUGAUCUUCGUGAACUACGGUGGUGGGAACUAUUAUUUCUUCCAGCACGCGCCCUGGAAUGGCCUGACAGUUGCUGACCUCGUCUUCCCGUGGUUUGUUUGGAUCAUGGGAGUGUCGAUGAUGUUCUCUUUCAAAGCUCAAUUCAGACGUGAGGUCACUCGGCAGGCUAUAGUGUGGAAAAUUAUCAAGCGAUCUGUCAUUUUAUUUUCUCUAGGCUUGGUUAUUAACGGGAUUAGCAACAGUAACUUGACAACGUUCCGUAUUCCAGGCGUGCUGCAGAGACUCGGAGGCUGCUAUUUAUUUGUAGGAAUCAUGGAGGUGCUCUUAUUUGAAGCUCCUGAACUAGCAUCAGCAGAGUACUGGGGAGGCUGGUACAUGUUUAGGGACUUAGUGCAGCCAUGGUUGCAGUGGAGCAUCACCAUAGGGCUUGCUAGUAUCCAGGCAGUAAUAACAUAUGUACUACCAGUACCAGGAUGUGGUAGGGGUUACCUUGGGCCUGGAGGUCUACACAACUACGGCAUGUACAGUAACUGCACAGGCGGAGCUGCUGGCUACAUCGACAGGUUAAUAUUCACCAGCAACCACAUUUACCGCAGUAGCACCGCGCGAAAAAUCUACCAGAACUCCGUGUCCCACGACCCUGAAGGCCUCCUUGGAUACCUCACGUCCAUCCUGCUGCUCGAGAUGGGCGUGGCUGCAGGUCGGAUCCUUAUCACAUACGAUGACCACAAAAACAGAGUUUUUCGACUACUGACUUGGGCCGUAACUUCGGGCAUCGUGGGCGGUGUCCUAUGUGAAUUCAAGAAAGAAGAUGGCAUCGUUCCCGUCAACAAGAAUCUUUGGUCACUAAGUUACGUCUUGAUUACUGCAAGCUUUGCCUUCAUUCUUUUCAGUGCGUUUUACACUAUCAUUGACUGGCAUAAAAAAUGGGGCGGCAAUCCUUUCUGUUUUGCAGGCUACAAUUCAAUUCUUUUGUAUGUUGGACACGAGCUCAUGAUGGGGAUAUUUCCGUUUGGUUGGACGCCCGUGGGGCCUUACCACGGCACAUACUUGUUGCUUGCUCUCUGGGGCGCUUCUUUGUGGAUGUUCAUUGCGUAUGUUUGUCACAGGAAACAAUUUUAUGUUUCUAUUUAGACGUAACUUUGAACCUGGAUGAGAACAUUUAAACUUUUAUUUUAAACCUGGAUGUGAAAUUUUUUUCAAACUGGGGACGCUUCUAGCAAAUAGAUCAUAUCUGCUGUAUCAGUAUUGGUCUUGACAUGCAAGAUUUACUAAUUACUGAACAUUUAUUGUGCGUCUUUCUGUAGAUUAUGAAGACAUUUCUUGAAAUGAUUAUCAAGAAGGAAAUAUUAAUGUAAUGCAAUGCUUAAUUUUUAUUAUUCAUUUUCGA